CACACAGUCACACUCAUACGUAAUACAUUUAAGGAGAAAGGUCUCCACAGAUGAAGGCUGCCUCUUCAUAACACACGGGCCCCUGGCUUCCAUUGGAUUAACUAAGAGAGAGAAGUACUUGGGAGCAAUACAAUGGUCCAUUCUCAUUCUGUAUAAUCCUUGUAGGUAUUGCAAGCAGUUUCAUAUGACUCCACAGAGAAAAGGCUACAAGCACGUCUCUGAAGAAGUGUUUCGACUACGGAUUAAAAAAACACAAAUGUCAACUAUAAAUGUCCGAGUUACAACCAUGGAUGCUGAGCUGGAGUUUGCCAUCCUGCCCAGCACUACUGGCAAACAGCUUUUUGACCAGAUAGUGAAGACGAUCGGGCUGAGGGAAACCUGGUUCUUUGGCCUCCAGUAUCAGGACAGCAAAGGCUUCUCCACCUGGCUCAAGCUGAACAAGAGGGUGACAGCUCAAGAUGUGAAGAGGGACAACCCUUUGUUGAUUAAGUUCAGGGCCAAGUUUUACCCUGAGGAUGUCGCGGAGGAACUGAUCCAGGAGACAACCCAGCGCCUCUUCUUCCUACAGGUAAAAGAAUGCAUCCUAAAUGAUGACAUAUACUGUCCACCCGAGACUGCGGUGCUCUUGGCAUCGUAUGCCGUUCAGGUCAAACAAGGAGACUACAGGAAAGACUAUCACGUACCGGGGUACCUCACGAGAGAGAAGCUGCUGCCACAGAGGGUUUUGGAGCAGCACAAGCUGAAUAAGAAUCAGUGGGAGAAUAGAAUCCAGGUGUGGCAUCAAGAGCACAAGGGAUUGCUGAGGGAAGACGCCAUGGUGGAGUACCUCAAGAUAGCCCAGGAUCUGGAGAUGUACGGGGUCAACUACUUUAACAUCAAGAACAAGAAAGGAUCCGAGCUGUGGUUGGGAGUGGACGCGCUGGGGCUGAACAUCUACGACAAGAAGGACAAGAUGACCCCAAAGAUUGGCUUCCCCUGGAGUGAGAUCAGAAAUAUUUCCUUCAAUGACAAGAAGUUUGUCAUCAAACCAAUCGACAAGAAAGCUCCGGACUUUGUUUUCUACGUCCCUCGUCUUCGCAUUAACAAACGGAUCCUGGCAUUGUGUAUGGGGAAUCAUGACCUGUACAUGCGUAGACGUAAACCUGACACCAUUGAGGUGCAGCAGAUGAAGGCCCAGGCCAAGGAGGAGAAGAACAAGAGGCAGAUGGAGAGGGCUCUGCUCGAGAGUGAGAAAAAAAAGCGAGAAAAUGCCGAGAAGGAAACAGAGAAGAUUGCUCGUGAGACCAUGGAGCUGAUGGAGAGAUUGAGACAGAUUGAAGAGCAGACAAAGAGAGCUCAAGAUGAGCUGGAGGAGCAGACACAAAGAGCUCUUGAGUUAGAGAAGGAGAGGAUGAUUGCUCAGGAGGAGGCUGAGCGCCUGGACAAGGACCGCAGAGCUGCACUGGAAGCUAAAGCAGCCCUGCUGUACCAGUCUGAAACCCAGAGCAGGAGCCAAGAAAGCCUGGCCACUGAGCUGGCAGAGCUUACCUCUAAGAUCUCCCAGCUGGAAGAUGCCAAGAAGAAAAAGGACGAGGAGGCGAAUAGAUGGCAGAAAAGGGCGAUGGUGGUAGAAGCUGAUUUGAAGCAAACCAAAGAGGAGCUGAAGACUAAACUCAUGGGUGUCCACAUCCAGGAUUCUGUCCAACCCCCUAUGCAUGAGCACGAUGAGACGGAUGAGAGCAGUGACGAGGCGAGCGCUGAGCUGACUACUCCGGGCAUGGUCCGAGACCGCAGUGAGGAAGAAAGAGUAACAGAGGCCCAUAAGAACAAGAGGUUGCAGAAAAACCUCAAGUUCCUGAGCACGGAGCUGGCUGGAGCUGUAGACGAGAGCAAAAAGACCCCCAAUGACCUGAUCCACGCUGAGAACGUGAAGGCGGGCCGGGACAAAUACAAGACCCUACGGCAGAUCCGUCAGGGUAACACCAAACAACGCAUUGAUGAAUUUGAGUCCAUGUGAGAGCUAAGCAGAGAUGAUGAAACUGGAAACGUUGAGAAAUUUUAGAAGUGUAGGUGCAAAUCAUUAGAUCAUUAAAUUAUGACAGCAAAUUAUAUUGUUACCACCUUUAGUGUCCUUGAUCAGGAUGCCAUUCCAUCUGGAAACGAGUAAGAACCGACAUCUGUAGAUAAUAUAUUUUGAAUUUCAUAGGA
Messenger RNA from Etheostoma spectabile (orangethroat darter), 2187 nucleotides. RefSeq names its product moesin. NCBI's taxonomy places the organism in Eukaryota, Metazoa, Chordata, Actinopteri, Perciformes, Percidae. The record is from RefSeq and is a predicted model, not a curated record. Gene Ontology annotation, cellular component: cytoskeleton. The coding region runs from base 185 to 1996 and encodes 603 amino acids. Gene Ontology annotation, molecular function: actin binding. The transcript is spliced from 14 exons.